Molecule: messenger RNA, 1518 nt
Organism: Lathyrus sativus (Indian pea)
Lineage: Eukaryota; Viridiplantae; Streptophyta; Magnoliopsida; Fabales; Fabaceae
Source: the annotation of a GenBank genome assembly
AUGUCGUUUUCGACGGAGGUGAAGAAGAAUCAAUAUCAGAACGAGAAAGAAAACCCUAACCCUAACCCUAAUCCAAGUUCGCCAUUGAAGAAACGAGGACCUCGGUGGUCCGAUUUAUGGCUAAAGCAUACAAAAUCGAAGCCGUUAGACCAAAUGGUUGUUGCUGCUGCUGCUGCAAUGCAGCUUCAGUCUCUCACUUCUCCUCGCAAAUCAAAUUCCAACACGUUAAUCCCUAGUUUCUCAAUCAUUGAUCGAACGCUGUUAUUAUCCGAUGUGAUUCUUCUCAAGAUUCUUUCAAUGCUGCCUGAUUCUGAUUCACAGAGGAAUUCUAAUUCGCUUGUUUGUAAAAGAUGGUUGAAUCUCCAAGGUCGGCUAGUUCGUUCGAUUAGGAUUCUUGAUUGGAAUUUUGUUUUGUCCGGUAGGUUGAUUCAUAGGUUUCCGAAUCUCAAUCAUGUUGAUUUGAUUCCUGGUUGUUUGAUUUUGGCGCGGAGUAGGGAUAUUUUGAUGAGUGGUAAUGUUUUGUCUAUGCAUGUUGAUUCGGGGUGUUCGCCAAAUUGGUAUAAUUGUGAGGAGAAUAUGCUUCCUGUUGAGGUUAUUGAUAAUGGGUUGAGUGCUUUGGCGAGUGCUUGUCCGAAUUUGAGGAGGGUUCAGGUGAUUGGUGCUAGUGAGAUGGGUUUGCUUAGUGUGGCGGAAGAGUGUCCUACGUUGCAGGAGUUGGAGCUUCAGAGGUGUAGUGAUAAUGUGUUGCGUGGGAUAGCGGCCUGUGGGAAUUUGCAGAUUUUGAAAUUGGUUGGGAAUGUGGAAGGUUUUUAUGGUUCGGUGGUUACGGAUAUAGGUUUGACUAUUUUGGCUCAGGGUUGUAAGAGGCUUGUGAAGCUUGAGCUUUGUGGUUGUGAAGGUAGUUUUGAUGGGAUUAAGGCGAUUGGGAAGUGUUGUCAGAUGUUGGAGGAGUUGACUUUGUGUGAUCAUAGGAUGGAUGAUGGGUGGUUGGCUGCGGUUUCGUAUUGCGAGAAUUUGAAGACUUUGAGGUUACAGUCUUGUAAGAGGAUUGAUUUGAAUCUGGGGGUCGAUGAGUAUUUGGGUUCUUUUCCUGCACUUCAAAGGCUGCAUUUACAGAAAUGUCAGCUGCGGGAUAAGAAGAGUGUUUCCGCUUUGUUUUCUGUUUGCAGGACUGCUAGGGAGAUUAUUAUUCAGGAUUGCUGGGGAUUGGAUAAUGGCAUGUUCGGCUUUGCAACUGUUUGCAGGUGCGUAAAGUUGCUUCACUUAGAAGGAUGCUCAUUGCUAACAACCGAAGGUUUGGAUUCUGUAAUACAUUCAUGGAAGGAGCUUCAAAGCCUUAGAGUAGUCUCAUGUAAGAAUAUAAAGGAUAGUGAAAUCACUCUUUCACUUGCAACCUUAUUUACCACUCUCAGAGAAUUGAAAUGGAGGCCAGAUACCAAAUCACUUCUUCAAUCAAGUCUUGUGGCAAUAGGUAUAGGAAAGAAAGGUGGGAAAUUUUUUAAAAGAACCCUGACAUGA